AUGGAUCACAUUAUUCAGAAAUGUGGACGAGGACAUAAACCCCCACCCCAAGUUGCUUUUUGUCACAUCGAUGUGACUCUGGACCCAAGCACAGCCCAUCCUGACCUAGCUCUGUCUAAAGAUCGAAGACAAGUGACUUACAAACAAUGCCACAAGGAUCUUGAGGCUUCUACCGAGAGAUCUUAUGUUUUCCCCUGUGUCCUGGGCUGUGAGGACUUUACUUCAGGAAGAUACUACUUCGAAGUGUCUGUUGAGAAUGCAACCACUUGGGAUGUGGGAGUCUGUUUAAAGGAUGUACCAGGGGGCUUUGACAUGAAGAAGGAGCCUGAGUUUGGAUUCUGGACCAUCAAGAUGUGUAAAAAGGAUGGUCUUGUAGCUCUCACCUCCACCCCUACUUCCCUUCAUCUGAGUGAGAAGCCCCAGCUUGUGGGAGUUUUUCUAGACAUUGAGGCUGGGGUUGUAUCCUUCUACAAUAUGACCUCUGACUCCCACAUCUUCACCUUCCCCAAGGCUUCCUUUCCGGGAUACUCUGAGGCUGUGGAAUAUUUGUACACUGUGUGA
Messenger RNA from Onychomys torridus (southern grasshopper mouse), 561 nucleotides. Its product is annotated as E3 ubiquitin-protein ligase TRIM38-like. The record is from RefSeq and is a predicted model, not a curated record. NCBI's taxonomy places the organism in Eukaryota, Metazoa, Chordata, Mammalia, Rodentia, Cricetidae. Bases 1 to 561 code for a protein of 186 amino acids. The transcript has 2 exons. Gene Ontology annotation, molecular function: protein binding.